This is a messenger RNA of Acanthochromis polyacanthus (spiny chromis), 14597 nucleotides long. RefSeq names its product beta-1,4-mannosyl-glycoprotein 4-beta-N-acetylglucosaminyltransferase b (gene mgat3b). Bases 749 to 2617 code for a protein of 622 amino acids. Gene Ontology annotation, biological process: protein N-linked glycosylation; N-acetylglucosamine metabolic process. Gene Ontology annotation, molecular function: beta-1,4-mannosylglycoprotein 4-beta-N-acetylglucosaminyltransferase activity. Lineage: Eukaryota; Metazoa; Chordata; Actinopteri; Pomacentridae. Gene Ontology annotation, cellular component: membrane. The record is from RefSeq and is a predicted model, not a curated record. The transcript is spliced from 5 exons.
UCUUUCACUUGCCCCCACACACACACUGAUCUCCACCUCCUCCUCCUUCUCACAGCCUGCCUGAUCCAGAGGGAAGAUGAAAAAGACGUAAAAGAGGAGUGCAGGGGGGAGCUUCUUCUUUUCUUAUGCGCGGAAAAAGGCGUCACAGCGGGCGCAAAGCGCAGCGCGAAGGACUGAAGGGAGGGAGACGCAUCACGGACAGAGAGAGAUAAAAAAGACGGAGGGAGGAGGCGACAGAGGCUCGUAAACACGACAGAAAACGGCGAAUAGGACGGCAGACAGCGGCGAUCACCCCCCACCGCCACCCCCAUGUCCCUUCUUCAUCUCUCCAUCUCCAUCCUCCUUUUUUCGCACCGUGUGGCUCAUUUUUUAGCGCGUCAAAGUCGCUCGGUGUUUUUCUGGUCCCCGUUUAUUUGAAUCCUGCCCGCUGCUCGGCGUUUCGUAGAAUAUAAACAUCAGAGGCAGGAGAGGAGGCUGAGCCAUCACCACGACCGACAGGAUCCCCCUGUAGGUCCUGGCCGGGACGGUUAUCGGCGGAUCAAACCGGAGAGGUGGGAGAAAACACAGCGAGAUGACUGUCGAGUAACCGUGCCGAAGCUGAGAGAGACCCCGGCCCCGGUUAUCACCGAGUCUCCAGCAUCACCAAUGCGAUGGCUUAGCGGCUUCUGCAGCAGAAGACUAGACUCAGAUCAGCAGGGCUCUCAUCCACCAUGAACCUCUGAAAGACAUCAACACAGGCACAGAUGGGAUGAAAAUGCGGCGGCACAGGGUGUUCUUGCUGUGCACGGUGGGUCUGUGCGUCAUCUCCUUCCUCCACUACUACAAGGCCCUCCACUACGUCUCCCUGCUACGCGAGCUCUCCGCUCCAUACCCCAACAUCAAGUCCUUCAUCAUGGUCACCGGCUUCUUCUGGAGGGAGAAAGGUGUGGCUGCCACCCCGCUCAGCCCGGCCUCCCCCGAAGAGGCUCCUCCCCUACCUGUUCUCCGCCAGUCGGACACCAAAGCUAGAGGGAUGGCGGGUUCUGUGGGAGGAGGCCUGGGGAAUGGGGGAGUCAUGGUUGUAGGUCCUGGAGUGAUUGGCCAUGCGGGGCUGGAGAUGAGGCAGAGGGAGGAGCCGGCGCCUCCUCACCCGUGGGAGAAACCAGAGGAAAACCAGCCGGGAGAUGCGCCAAAUGAGAAGAGAGUUGAAGACCACUUGAAUCUGCGGAACCCCGGCCACCCGGCCCAGCCUGCCGGGCCAGAGGUACCGUUUGCAGGAAAGGAGCACGUGGUGGUGUUUGCCCAUGAACAACUGCCAGACCCUGUAGAAUCAAUGGGUGACCUCCACACCCGUACUCACCAGCUUCAAGACGACAAAACACCUUACUUUGUCCGCACCAAAGCUGGAGCCCUUUGCUUCAGACAAGGGACGGAGGUGGCCACCCCUAAGGAGUACUCUGGAAAGCCAGGGGGUGCUGUGGCUAACGGAGCCGGGGGAGCUGGUCGAGGUGGAGCUGCCGGGCAACGGAAACCUCUGGAGCUCCAACAGCAAUCUUCCAUAGCCCCAAAAGCCAAGGUGAAGGCCAGGGGCAAUGGGAAGCGACUGGUCAAGUGUGUUUGCCGGCCGGGAUGGCACGGACCUUACUGUGGGGUUCCCACCAUGGUGUACCAUUCAAACCUGCCAACCAAGGAGCGACUCACACCCAGAGAGACUCCACGGAGGGUGAUCAAUGCCAUCAAUGUAAACCACGAGUUUGACCUGCUGCAUGUACGCUUUCAUGAGCUCGCCCAGGCCGUAGACCUGUUCCUUGUAUGUGAAUCCAACUUUACUGCAUACGGAGAGAAGCGGCCCCUCAGUUUCCUGCGGCUCCUUCUCAACGGUACGUAUGACUACAUACGACACAAGAUCCUGUACGUGUUCCUUGACCACUUCCCAGAAGGCGGUCGGCAGGACGGCUGGAUUGCUGAUGAUUACUUGCGGACCUUCCUGACACGCAACGGCAUGUCCAGGGUGGUGGGCGCAAGAUCAGACGAUGUGUUCGUCAUCAACGACGCAGAUGAAAUCCCGGCACACGAGGGCCUCCUGUUCCUUAAACUGUUUGAUGGCUGGACAGAACCUUUUGCCAUCCACAUGCGCAAGUCUUUGUAUGGCUUUUUCUGGAAGCAGUUUGGGUCUCUAGAAGUGGUUUCAGGCUGCACGUUGGGGAUGCUCCGCGAGGUCUAUGAUGGCGACGGUAUCAAACUGCGCCGUCGUGAAUAUUACACCAUGCCGGGUUUCCGUAAGUAUGAGAAUGACACGGGCCACAUCCUGGUGCAGUGGUCGGUGGGCAGCCCCUUCCACUUUGCUGGGUGGCACUGCUCCUGGUGCUUUACGCCCGAGGGGAUCUACUUCAAGCUGGUGUCGGCGCAGAACGGAGACUUCCCGCGGUGGGGCGACUACGAGGACAAACGUGACCUCAACUACAUCCGCGAUCUGAUCCGGACAGGGGGCUGGUUUGAUGGCUCCCUGCAGGAAUAUCCUCCCGCGGACCCCAAAGAGCACAUGUACGCCCCCAAGUACAUGCUGGAGCAUUAUGACAGGUACCACUACCUCCUGGAGAACCCUUACAACAAAGCGUCCAGACUGAAUGAGCGCUAGGAGUUCAGUUGGGGGGAAAAAACAAAUAUGUGAAAUAACUAGUAGGGUCCAAGUAAGGCCUCUGCACUGAGUUUUUGGGGUGGAACGGUACUGAUGAUUUACAGCUCUUGUAGGAGCAAAACUAUGUAUCUCCGCCAGGCAGCACUGAUGUUGCAGGUUUAAAAUCUCUUAAAAAUCAUUUCUUUGGGGUCAAAAAAGGGAACACUGAAUCAUAUCCGCCAUGGAUCUACAGAGAAAGCAUCAAGAGGAUGCAAGCACUGGAUAAACAAAAUCAUAGAUUUCCUCAUUCCUCCCUUUUUGAGGGAGACGCCAAGCUAACUCUUUCUGCCACCCCGCCCCUGUCCUCCCUUUCUUCACCCGCCAAUUCGACACGCCUGUUCUCUGAGAGAAUGGGGCAGCUUCAGUGAAAAGCCAGGGAUAUUUUGCAGACAUGUGGAACCUGUGGAGAUGAGAAACUUGUGAAGUGAAGGACAUUUUUUUUUUUUUUUUUCUGUCCGUGUUUACUAAAGUUUACAGACCGGCUGACGUUCCCUCUUCACUCUCUACCUUCAGAUGUCUUCCUGUCAUAUUUGGUGACCUACUUCCAGAAACAGACUCAUGUUCAGAUAUUACAUUUUUUCUUGGGUCGCAGUAGAAAAUUACAACUCCUAUUUAAACCCCCCCGCUGGAGUACCAACCGCCAAAUGAAAGGGAAUGACUCAGUGGAGAUGUUUCAGCUCAUACAUAUGCUCACAUUCAUCUUCAUGCACCUUAGAUCUGUCUGUGCGUUUGUUAAAAAAAAAAAGAGAGAGAAAGAAAAACAAAGGUGUGCUUGGUCAGUCUUUGUGUCACAACAUGAGGUUUUGGGCUGUGAAGGAGGCAUAAAAUCAGCAAGCGGAAAUAAGAGGGACAGACGGCAAGAGAAAAAGGACGAUAAUGAAGGCGGAAGAGAGCGGUGGUGAUGGAAAGAAAAGUGUCUGCAGACGUACGAGUAUUGCAGGGAUGUGUGUUUCCCAGAGCUCUGAAUAAAUCAUACCCCGUCGAUGGCAUCUGAGGCGGUUAUUGUCGUUAUUGUUCGUCCGAUCUGAGAACAAUCAAGACCAGUUGGGGUAAGAUCACCCUUCAGUUUUUCAUCUCUCUGACUAUCCAGCAGCUGGAAUAACUUAGUUUCCUUGGAAACUACGGUAUGUGAAGUAGAGAGACGGGAUGAGUGUUGUUAAGAUGAGUGGGUGGGUUCACAUCGGGCAAGGAGCUGCAGCGUUCAGACGAGGUCAACCCCAACUGUGAGUCCCCUUGAUUAAAUAUUCUGCUUUCUACCCAGCUGCCACUAACAGACUAAAAAUGGCUUUUCUAAGCUUGUUCUUUCUCCCAUCCUCUCUUUAUGCAGGCAGUGUUGCUCUUCCCAGUUUGUUUCCUCAUAAUCCCCAUUAGCAGGGGAUGUUUUGUUCACUCUUCAUUUUGCUCAUUAUUUUUUCUCCAACGAUUCUACUUUGUGUCAGAAAUGGUGAAACUCGUCCUGUGACUUUCCUUCACUGAUGCGUUCACAGACUUGCACUCGCUCUCCCUCCUUUUACUCUAUAUCUGUUUCAUGCUAAUGGCCCAUUUCAAUAACGGGAGUCUAUUUAUCUUCUCCAUGGCUCAUUUCUCUCCUUCCGGACAGUUCAGCCGUUAUCAUGCCUUCAGUUUGCCCACAGAACAUUUAGACAGGCCUUCUCUGUGCCGUAGACAGCUGGCGAAGUGUGCCUAGGUGCCUGAAUCCCCACCCCGAAUCGUUUGGCACUCGUCGACAAUGUCGCAGACAUUUUGGUGAGCGUACUUCUGUGGUUGUGUGUGAUGUGGGCUGAGGCCAGCAGGGAGCCGCGUUCCAUUGUUGUGAUGGGCAAGGAGAAUGUAGCAGCAAUGUUUACAAUGCUACAGAGCAGUAGAAAAAAAAGGCUAUACAUGGAGCAGACAAGCACCGAUCAAACAACAGUGCAUGCAUUGAUUUUUCUCUUAACUGCAGAUUGACUGUAUCCGCCAUCUGCUCCUUCAGCGCUUGUCUGGGCUUUGGAGAUGCUGUUUACCUCGGCUUCGGGCGAGACGCUGUUUCAAGGUGGAGAACUCCUCAGGAGGAAUAAAAAGUUGUAGAGGGGCCAGGAUAGGACUGAGAAGCUAUCAAAACCGUAUGAUAAAAGUUUAAUGUUGUAGCUUUAAUUCCACUUACAAACAAGGCACUGACAGAGAUCGUCUCGGUACAGAAUGCUCUUUUUUCCACCUGCUUAAAGUGUCCUUGAAUCAGACGUUAAAGUUUGUCUUUUUUUAGAUGUUGCCGAUCUAAACCCCUAAAAGCCGGAUUGAUAACACAGUAACAAAGCUAAAACAUGCUUAACAUGUUAAGCAUUUCUGUCCCUCAGUUCACCACCAUGCUGGCUCUUCAUGGCUGUAAGCUCUUGGUGGGAAAAUGCGAUUAACCAACAGGCCGCUGACAGUUGUGUCGGGCCUGUGCGUGGUCUGUGGCGGCAGCUGUUAAGGGGUUUGGUGUUGGUGUUGAGAGCCAAACUGCCAUCCAAACCCAGAGGGGCUGCAGAGAAAUGAGCUUUAAAUAGGAUUUGACAUGAGGCAAGAAAAGAGGCGACGGCAAUGCACCAUUUAACACUUCUUAUUUCUGAAUUAGAUUUUCUACCUUUUAAAGAAAUAAUGAUUGAUCACAGCUGAUGGAACAAAAACGAAACGAGUGAUGAAUGUUAAAGAGAGGUGGGCAACUUGGGCCCUGAGUUAACACUUUAACAGAGUGGAUGCUUUAGAGAUAUUAAAUCAUGAAUUCAGGCAGUGGGCCAUUUUGCAUUAAAGCACUUCCUUUUUAUCUGCUUCAUUUUUUGAUGAUUUUGUGGCACAUAUCCAGGCAGGGGCACAUCCCCUGCUGAAUUAAUGAAUACUUUUGAGCUUUUCUAGCAAAAUAUCAUAGAUGGAUGUUUUCUGAUGUCAGCAGUGAACACGAAACUGACCAAAGUAGUCUCAUUUGAAUUACGCCAAACAAACAAUUUUGCCCUCUUCCCUCUGACUUCAAGGCCUCAAACCGCAGCCUCUUUCUUGGUUAAAAAAUGGGUUCACUCUCACAGCUCCGUGCUGCCGUUUGCAAAACUAAGUUUGUGCUUUAAAGUUAAAUGCCAUCUCUGAAAUGUGACCACAGGGGUGUCGGUUCAACUCGUCAAGAACUGGGGUGUGUGUUUGUGUUUAAUCCCUGCCAAGAGGCAUUUAACUGAAGUUAACUCCCAGCUCUCAGCCUGCUGCAAUCAGGCCGUACAUCUGGUGAGCAGUGUGCGUGUUUGUGUAUCCCCAUGUAUGCUCCACAAUUUUAAAAUCAUUUCUGUAUGUGUGCAACAGACAGAGUGACUCAUGCCAGAUAAGGGUGUCUGGCGUGGUAAAAGACAAGUCAGGUUGCUUCUUACUUGGACUGUUUCCCUAUUAUCGCCAUGGCAACAAUCCCUCUGAUGAGUCCCUUCGAUCCCCCACAGCCUGAGGUCAUCAGCCAGGAUAGGAGGAGAAUAGGAUAAGAGGUGAGGGAGUGCAGAGGGCAUACGAUUGGAGAAAUCACAGCAUAGUUUUCCACUUAGCUCCACCGGCAGAACCUGACAUGAGUAUGAAAUGCAAGCUCUCUCAUUGCUCAGUCAUUUUCGGUAAAUGUCACAGCACUGCAGAGCUGAGAAUAGUCACACACACACAGCGUACACCAUUACCCUGCACACACCUUUAUUUUUCUUACUGUUUGUUUGUGUCUUUUUGUUGAUUUGACUGGCCCAUCCCAGUAUGCAGACAAUUUGCAUGAAAAGCAGAAAAGCUAGACAGGAAAAGCGGGUUUUUUUGUUUGUUGAAUGACAUGAGAAGCCUUUUUUUUUUUUUUUUUUUUUUUUGGACUGAGCAAAAACAGGAACACAAAUAUACAAAAAAAAAAUAAGCAGUCCUUUCUCAUACAAAGCCAUCGCUUGCUCUAUGGAGAGUGGAAUCCAGAAAGAGACAUUUAGGAAAUAAUCCUUCCAGCACCGCUCCCAGUGACAGUCUUAUUGGAUGAAGCGCGGUUAUGACACAGAGGAGGGGAGGGAGGUAAUAAGCUUGACCGAACGGCUUUGAUUUUUCACUUUGAUGAGGGAGAGUCAUCGCGGUGAUGAAAUGAAAACCGUCCAAAUGAAGGGAGCAGCUCAUCUCCUCUGUGAAAGAAAAUCUAUAAACCGGUGACAGUUUAAGUAAAGAUGAGGUUGUGAUGUUGAAAGACUGGAGCGGCGUCUGAGCCGCCUCGAUGGGCGUGCAAUGGAUUCAAAGAGGCCGAUAUCCAAAGAGGAGGGUCUGUCUUGCUCAAGGACACUCCAGCAGAUUGUGGCCGCUUAGAAGGUGCUUAAAGUCUGACAGAUUUGUUAGCGGACAGACUAAUCGCUGCUCUGACCUGUAGCUUGCUGUCAGUUUUUCUCAUGAUCAAACCUAAAAUCAAUAAAGCAAUAACCAGGGCUGUAGUGGAGGUUAAAUGUGUCUAAACACUAUUUACCCAUCACUUAAAUUCUGAAGCAGAAUUCAUGCAGCUGUGCCUCAGCGUUUACAGACUUUUCACCUGUUAGUGCAUGAAAACUAGGCUUCCUCUCUGAUUGAAUCUGGAACAUGGAUCCCUCAUUCAGCACCGUAUUAACACAGAGCCGCUAUGAGUCCGACAUCCGCCUGUAUGACCCAAGAAUGAAAACAAACGCACCCCCCAUGGUAAAGCUAGCAAACUGAUCGUUAAGCCUGCGGUGCGACUUUUAUGGGCAGAGCAUGAUUUAGAGUCCAGAGGAAAGACGUUUGGCAUCUUUGUUGUAUAGAGCAACCUGUCAAAUGAAACACCAAAACAUAGGCGGAAACCUGUAUUUUUGAAUAAUAUUUUUAACCAUUCAGUUUGUCAGCUUUACUGCUGCUUUGUAGAUUGAGCUUGAAAGUAACUCUGCAGCUCAUAACCUGCUUAAACGCCGCAUGAAGCUGUUAAUUCACAACGACUGUAAUUAACACUGUGCAACUUUGAGUACUGCUAGAUGGACAGCUUUAAAAAGUGGGCUUGCAACAAUCGAAUUAAAUGAAACCGCUCUGAGGUGGCAAGAAAACGUUUAAGGUCUACCUUAUUGAUUUUUUUUUUUUUAAGACAUCAUUUAAAUGCAAGCAAACAGAAGGUUGUAACCCGCUAUAAAAUGACAGACAAAUCUCUCACUAAAGGGACUUACGCUGUACAACAAACACGCAGUCUUCUGAUUUAAUUUAACCCCCUGAACCUCUAGCAGUUUGUGGGCGUUUCCUGCUUCUGUCACAUUAUCCACUCUUAUAUUGACAUUAAUCCUAAAACACAAAUAUACAUAUUCUUUCCAUUAUUUAUUGCACAAAAAAUGUUUAAAAACUGGAAUGAACACAUGUAGUUUUGCCCAAAUCUGUAACCAAUACUGGAAAAAUGGGUGUUCCACAUACUUUAGAUAUUUAAUUACUUCCAUCUUUAAUUUGAUGUCAGGUUUGUGUAAAUACAGCCUGCAGUUCAGCUCAGUUGAGCUGAAAAAUCUCUGAAGCACAGAAUAUUUCUGUUUUUACAUCUGCUUCCAGCAAAUGGUUCAUUUUUGGUCCGUUUUAUAAUUCUUACAGUUUAUUUAAGUGCUGUUUACAUUAGUGUGGUUUAAAGACAAAACUGACAAAUUGAACAAAUUACUUUCAAAUCAGACAGUUAUGUUCCUCUAUUAUAAUGAAAAAAAUGAUCAGAAUUAAACGCCACAUGCUGCAGAUUGUGUAGUGAUUGCAGAUUGGUUUUCAGUGCAUCCCAAUCAAUGGAGGUAGGCUUUUAUUCUACCACUAGGGCCCUGCUAAUAAGCAGUCUUUAACCAUAUCAGCAUAGCCUUCAGGAUGUCACAGCAUUUUCGGCGUUUUUGUCGUUUCCCCAAAGAUACAAGCUCCGGCUCUUAAUUUGAUCCGUUUUCUCUGAGCCGCUUGCUUCAGUUGAUUAGAACAGAGGGAAUAAAUUAAGUGUAAAAUGCAGAACUGUAAAGGAGACAGAGUGAUACUGCUGCAGACAGGUUUGGAGUUGCGUUGCUAGGUAACAGCACGGUGCCAGCUUUAUUUGCUUUCAGUUAUUGAUAUCAGCAAGAGGAAAUAGCCAUUUGGAAGAUUUGUGGUUGAAAGUGCAGUGGUCUAAAGUUAGCAUGAAAGCGCAGUCAGCGGGUGUUUUCUCAAGAAUCAUUUCCAUCGUUCUGCGAGGGUGGUCACAGAUGAAAUCAUCAGUUCCAUUUAAUAUUUUAUUUGGCAAAAAUGAUCGUUUAUUUAAGAACAUAUCUUCACAUGAUUCACACACCUAAAGGCCUAAACGGGCACCCCAGUGAUUUAGUAUCCUGCGUCCCAUCAAAACACAGAAUUGAUGCAGCAGGAGCAGAGACGGCCUCCAAACACAGGAUCUUACGUUGGGUCACAUGUUUUUACUUCUUUGCCUUGUAAAUACUCCAGUUUACAAAACAAGUUAUUUGUUCUAAAUUAUAAAAGAAAGUUUUCAAGCCCUGGUCGACUUAACUUCAGUGACAUCACCAUGGCAUCAUCGGGCCGCCGUGGUAAUGUUUAAUUAAACUGACAAUAGAAUUGGUGAGGUUGCUCUUAAUUAUAUCUUAAAGCCCAGAAAAAUCUGAAACAUCAGUCUAAAUAGAUCACUAUCAGCCCUCAUGCCCCCCAUUGUCAGACCGGCCCGUUUUCCAGCACGCGCACGCUAACCGCCAGCACAUGUUUGGAGCGUUCAGCGUGUGAGUGUGUAUUCUGUACAGAUGUGUUUCUGCAGGGCUGCGUUUCCCCACCAUCACCCCCCAUCUGUUGUUGUGCUCACAGAGUAGCUGACUGGCUGCUUGUCCACGGCGCUUACAUGCCUUCACAGCUCUGGACCCCCGCCAGAGCUGUGGCUUCCACCCAUUGAUCUUUUCCAAGAAACAUUAGCGGCAAGCAGGCCGGAAAUCAAAGAGAGGAGGGUGUGGGGGUGCAGAGGAAAGAGGGCCCAUUUUACUGGGAUCCCUCUCUUUUUUACUUUGUCCGUUUCUUUCUUCUUUCUUUUUGAUGGCUCCUUGCAUGGCUCUUGAAAGCGGUAUGGCAAAGGUGUACGGUCUUCUUUGCUUCGUGUGACUUUUCAGCUAAUUCAUUCCGAAGUCCAUAACUGUGAAGAACAUUGUGGCUAAAUCAGGCUGAACACUCCACCGCUUCAAAUCAAGAAAUUAGCUUCUUGUAAAAGGAUUUGGAAAUGGGGCCCAGCGCAUGUCUCCCAACAGGCUGUCGUCUUGGCUGUAAACAUGUUGUUAUUCUCUUCAUGCUAGUGACGGAAAGCAUGCACAUUCCACAGCCUGAGCAAUCGCAUUUGCUGCGACAGCUGCAUCGAUGUGUCACCGCUGAUUGGAAAACACUCCGACCACAAGCAGUGCAGCCAAACAAGUGCACGGCCGAAUCCGCUUUUCUGUGCUUGGUUGGUGCUUAAUGCCUGGAUCUGGUCAUAUUACACCUGUUGUGAUGCAAAUAAGUCGUGCUAAAGGGUCAGUCCACUCACAUAAGAAAAGUGAAGCAUGUUCCCACUCCUUUGCAAUGCUACAUUAUCUGAACUUAGUUUUAUCUGCCUAGAUUUCGAGAUAAGAUUUUAUUUUCCUGACUCCACCCUAAUACAAUAUUGAUAGUGGUUUUCCUUCAAAAGACUUUCUACCGCAGAAAUUGUCCUCAUGACAGCUACUGACGGUGUGUUUUAUGGAUCAUGUGGAAUAAAAGAGUGAUUGUUUUUAUGAAUCCCACAAUAGAUGCUCCAUUCUCUUUAAGCAUUCAGAGCUGGAUGCUGAUAUCUCAAAACCUGGCUAAUAAAACCAAAACUGAACUAAUCCUUCACCGCAUUAGAAAGUGUUUCUUCCACUGAGGAGUAGUACCUUCCUUUUGUUUACAGUCUCGCUAAUGAGUAAAUCAAUUGGCUCCAGUCCAGUUCUGCUCAGAAAGAGCAGCCAAACUGUGGGAAAGAAUUUUCUCUAUCGCACAACGAAGCGAGCGCCGCCUCAGCAAAGCGACUAAUUCAGUUACGCAGCGUUGAAUGUGAAACAGUGGAAACAUUUGUAACGAAGACCAGGAAACGCUGCUUCUGUAAACAUGUCAGGCUUUAUCACAUGAAUGUGUCUGGAGUGUAUUGGAGAGGUGUGUGUGCGCACAAGUGUUGGUAAGUCAGGAGUCAUAGCUCUCGUGAAUGCCUUCCAGGACAGAUUGCCGGCUUCGGGGUGGGUGUGGGACGCGUCUGGUCCAGGAGUCCAUAUGUUGUGACGGGGCAGAUCAAAAGAUGAAAGUCGGUGCGGCGCCGCGGAGACAGAUGGACGCUGUGACACAUACGCUCGCGAAAAGUCGGGCAAACAGACAAGCUGACACCUGGCUGCAGAUCAAAUGCCGUCAGAAACUGGAGGGAUGAGUGUUUGUGUGUGACAGACAACACGAUGUGGCCAAAAGUAUACAGACAUCUCUGACAGCGCAUGGUCUCAGUUUGGCUCCUUUAGUUCCAAAUAUGGGAAAUCCUAAAGCCCCUGAAACCCAAAGUAUUUCUAUGUCAUGAUGAUAUAUGCAACAAAGUAAACACAUGAGUAGGCACUAUUUAUUAAGAAUCUAAGACAACAAAAUUCAUCAGAUAUUUCUACAUCCUGACUGGUGCAAAUAAUAUAUGACAUCACUUUUUCUACCUUAGUCCCACCCUGUAACAAAACCUGAAAUAAAGUAGAAGAAACAGGACUUUCUAGUGUGAAACGGUCAAAACUGUGCUGACUUUGGUAGAAAAUAGUCCAUGCAUGGAAAGAGGCUGAUUGGAAAAUAAAUGUGAGCAUUUAACGUACUAUUUCAGACUGCAGCCCACACGCAGAGAUCUGUAUACUCUCGCCCAUGUUUGUUGUGUAGGUUGAUUCCUCUUUGUGCGGUUUGUGCGCCGUCUGCUUUGUAAGUCGAGGUUCCCUGCAAUUCUCGGAAACCUGCCGCUCCUUUGCAGCCCAACCUGAGUUGAGACGGACACAGAGAACGAGGGUGACUGGGUUAGAAAAAAGCAAAUGAAGGGGAGGGGAGACUGAGGGAGCAGCCUCCAGAGGGGGUUUGAAUUCCUCGCAAUCAGAAACGGAGACCGAGAUGGAAAGAGGGAGGGCGUGAUCCUUACAAUCAGACUUUCCACAUUUAGAGCGUCUCCCCUCUUUGUUUUGGUUUGCGCUUAUGCUUUUAUGUGAAGUCAAUCGAUGUGUCCUUCCUUUUUGGGGUUUGAUUUUAAAAGUUUUAAUAUUGCUUUUGGUGGAGGCCUGAGAAACAGAGAGGGAUAGGUGACCAGUGUCUGUUUUUCUGUUUAACUUUGUUUUUGUACUUUCUUAUUUGUAAUUUCAUCCACUUGGCAGCUUCAUAUUUAAUAUCUUUUUAAGGCGGUGAGUGAAUGUGUGAGCCUCCUGCUAAGAUAGACUUCCACUCCACCUCACAGAUCUUUUACCUCCUCCGAUGACAUAAAGGGGACUUCAUACUGUGGCGGCCAUCUUGUUUUGUUGUUUUUGUGACAUCAUCUUUUCCUCGUGACCUUAACAGCAUCACCACUUGAUUUAUGGGUUGCUUUUUUUGUUCUGAUAUAUUCUUCCACUGUUUUUCUUUGAUUUUUUUUUUAUGCACACAUGGCAGUUGCACUCGCAGAUAACUACACACACACAUACAUUCUCACAAUGACGCAAACACACGCACACACAGUACAGUCUCUGUUUUUUGUUGUUUUUUUUCUUUUUGGUCUGAUAGCAGCCAUGUCUUCUGCUGGUCAAACAGUCAGACCACUGUAGGCGCUCUGUUUGAGCCCUCGCUGUCACGUGAUCGCUGUGAAGGCUGACCAUUGUGUGACCAAAAAACAUUUUUGUCAUCACUCAGCCACUCAGAACCGGUUCGGGCUGGAGUCAUGACCCGAGAACAACCCAGGAAACAGAAGGCAAAAAAAGAAACUGCCAUUUUUGCCCUCAUCUUUUCUUUCGGUCUUCUGAGUCCGUCACACAGCAAAGCGGUGCUGGUUUGAUGCUUUUUUUUUCUGCUUCUGUUAUCACUGAUAUCCUCUGUGUGUGUUUUCCCCCUCCAAACAGACAAAGAUGUCACAAAACUAAAAUAUAUAUAUUUGGGAAAAAGCUUUUUGUUUGAGUUGCAUGCUGAACUGCAUAAGAGUAAUUCUGUCUGUAAAACUAUGAAUUGCACCUUACUGGAGGGAUGUGCUUUUUUUUUGUUUUUAUGCAUACAUAAAUAUAUAUAUGGGGGAUGUAUACUGUUUUAUUUUUGAUUUUGAUAAAGGAUGUAAUUGUUAGCUAGUCAGGCAAUGUAUGUAUCUUAAACAGGGUUCAGAUUUUUUUUUUUUAACUAUUAAUAAUGCGGAGUUUCACUCUAGCUGAUCAGUCACUGGUGUUUGUUGUAGGACGGCUUCACUAAGCAGAAACUGACCGUGGUGAGCAUGAAAAAGCCCAGCAGAGUUCCAAAAAUACUUGUUUUCAAAACAGGAGUUUCCUGUCUUUACUUGACUAAUCUGGGAAUUCUGUGAUUCUUUAAGAUAAGACACAAUUUGACAAAGUGUUUAUCUGAGAAAAUUGAUGAAUUCUGUGCCAACUGGAGAAUAAAGUAGAAAAUCAUGGUGAUAGCUGCUGCUUAGUGAAGCAUCGUCUGCAUCUAUUCACACACACACACACACACGCACACUGGCCUGUCCUCACACGGUGACCACUAGGAGGCGAUCUGCUGGUCCUCCCAAAUAGCACACAUCCACACUCCCUUCUUCCGCCUUCCGUCCAUCCUGUCCUUGAAAAAGGGCGAAAAAUACCGACAAAAGACACCAUGUUGUUCACACACAGACACACAACAAUACAGUCUUGGCAGAUGAGUGGCACUCGGUGUGGUGCUGCCACCCGGUCUAAUGUCCCCGGGGCAGAGUACUGUCUGCAGCCAAUUAACCAACAGGGCUGUUUGCCAGUUCCAUAUCCAUCUAAUCCUCUCCAACCGCCCGCCGGUUUGCCAGAAUAAGCCCUCCAUUUCUUUAUAGACUUUGUUGUGUUGAAAAGAGAAGAAAAAAAUAUGGUUUACAAUGGGAGAGGGCUAAUGAAAGCAGGUUAGUUGUUUUGGUGUAUCUCUAUCGGAUAAAAUCCUGGUGAAUCUGAAUGGGUUGCAGCACUUUGUCUUUUAUUUUAUAAACGAUGAGAUCACACCAUGCCCCCGUUUUUAAAAACAAAAACAAAAAAAAAACGGUCACACCUUUUCAGGAACACAUUUCCAAAAGCAGGAGGAGCAUGACUGGACAUUACUGUUUUAUUUUUGGCACAGUGGCUGCACAUGAGCGAGCCCUGCUACACAUUGUGAUAACAUACAAUAACGCAACCUCUAUGCCCUGCCUCCCUCUGUCCCCAUGCACUGAUAAUGAUUGUAAAUGGUCGCAUAGUUUUAUUUUUUAUAUCAUUGUUGGGGCUUCAUUUUGUUUCUGGGGUUGUUUUUUUUUUUUUUUUUUUGUAUUUUGUGCUGUUAUUUUGAAAUGAUUUGAUGGGUCUCUGUGGGAAAAUGUGUGUGUGUGUUCUGCAGCUUACUGUAUGUGUGCGUGACAGAUGAGUAAAAGAGACUGGAUGCGUUGUUUAGUGGCUCUGUGUUCAGCUCCCGAUGCACAUCAGCCCUUUGCCUGUGUUCAUCAUUGUGCCAGUGUGUUCAGGUGUUCCCUUGCGCCUACAUUCGUUCAUCCAAAUGAAGAGAAAAGGAACUGGAGAUGAAGAGGAGAAGGCAGACGGCCUUUUCCCUCGGGGGGGAGAAAAACACAUGCGAGAAGAUACUUUUGAAAAAAGGAUAUUUUUCUCCUCUGCGGGGGGGUCACAAAGAAGAGUGUACAUUUCUAAGUUAAUUGAAAAUGAUGAAUAAAAAAAUCAUUUGUUCUCAAUAUGAACGGCUGUAUGUUAACCAUGAACAAAAAGUAAUGAGUUCUAUGACAAAGACAUAUAAUAAAUUAAUUUUAAAAUUUUAA